Tachyglossus aculeatus (Australian echidna) is the source of this 2240-nucleotide messenger RNA. RefSeq names its product homeobox A11 (gene HOXA11). The record is from RefSeq and is a predicted model, not a curated record. Gene Ontology annotation, cellular component: nucleus. Lineage: Eukaryota; Metazoa; Chordata; Mammalia; Monotremata; Tachyglossidae. Bases 8 to 958 code for a protein of 316 amino acids. Gene Ontology annotation, biological process: anatomical structure development; regulation of transcription by RNA polymerase II. Gene Ontology annotation, molecular function: DNA-binding transcription factor activity, RNA polymerase II-specific; RNA polymerase II cis-regulatory region sequence-specific DNA binding. The transcript is spliced from 2 exons.
UAGCCUAAUGAUGGAUUUUGAUGAGCGUGUUCCUUGUUCCUCUAACAUGUAUUUGCCAAGUUGUACCUACUACGUCUCGGGUCCUGAUUUCUCCAGCCUCCCUUCUUUUCUACCCCAGACCCCGUCUUCUCGCCCUAUGACAUAUUCCUACUCCUCCAACCUGCCCCAGGUCCAACCUGUGAGAGAAGUAACCUUCAGGGAGUACGCCAUUGAUCCCUCCAGUAAAUGGCAUCCCCGGAGCAAUCUGCCCCACUGCUACUCAGCGGAGGAGAUCAUGCACAGAGACUGCCUGCCGGCUACCAACACGGCAAGCGUGGGCGACAUGCUCGCCAAGAACUCGGCCAACGUCUACCACCACCCCACCUCCACCGUCUCCUCCAAUUUCUAUAGCACCGUGGGCCGGAACGGCGUCCUGCCCCAGGCUUUCGACCAGUUUUUCGAGACGGCUUACGGCGCCCCGGAAAACCUGACCUCCUCGGACUACCCGGGCGACAAGGCCGGAGAGAAAAUGCCUCCGGUGGCGACCGCGGCCGCCGCGACAACUUCAAGUUCGGACGGCGGCUGCGGUCGGGAUGCAGCGACGGCGGCGGCGGUGGCUUCGGCGGCGGCGGCUUCGGCGGCUUCGGCGGCGGUGGCCGAGGAGAAGGACCGGCGGAGACGGACCGAGAGCAGCAGCAGCCCCGAGUCAUCUUCCGGCAACAAUGAGGACAAAUCCAGCGGCUCCAGUGGACAACGCACCCGUAAAAAGCGCUGCCCCUACACCAAAUAUCAGAUUAGAGAAUUAGAGAGAGAAUUCUUCUUCAGUGUCUAUAUUAACAAAGAGAAACGCCUGCAGCUCUCCCGAAUGCUCAACCUGACCGACCGUCAAGUCAAAAUAUGGUUUCAAAACAGAAGAAUGAAAGAAAAAAAAAUUAACAGAGACCGAUUACAAUAUUACUCUGCGAACCCACUACUCUAAAACAAAAAAGCUCGCUCUCCAGGUUUGUUUGGGUUUUUUUUUUCGGAGAUGAGAUUAAAUUCAUAUUUCGCCCUUGACACUGUCGAGACACAGGGUUAUUUUCUAAAAGGUGUGUAACUGGCCGGGACGCUGGGAACCAAAGUUCCUCUCGCAGAGCAUCAACCGGGGACUAGGUUUGCUAUUGUUAUUAUUGUUGUCUUGAUAUUUACAUAUCAACUGGAUCCCAUUGGAUUUUGGCCCUCGUGGCUUCCAUUUCCAGCAUGCCAGCCCCUCCACCGCUCUCAGAGCCCGGUUCAUACCUCUUACUUUGAUAGACACUGCCGUCUUAAACUGGUAAGUUUUCUAAAGGGUGGAUAAAGCCAGUCAGAGCAUGCCUAGCUAUCCAGUUCUCCUGUCCCUCACUCCAGAGAGAGGAAUGGCCUGUGUACGUGAACCCCUAAGCCCCAGCAUACACGUGGAGGACCACUGCAAAAUUCAACUUGGGGGAAAAAAAAGAUAACCUUUUGGAGGGAAAAGGGGGACAGGGAAGGGGAAAUUCCUGUCUUAGAGCAGUGCACCGUCCCAUUGACUGAAGAAAAAACAAACACGAAUUCUUUCAGAAGGCCAAGGUGGAGAAUGUGUACGGAUUUAGUUACUGAUGUUACCUUUUCUAUCGAGAAGAAGGAGAAAAUGACCCUAAUGAAACCCUUGAAAUGGAUUUCAUUCAGGUAAAGAUGUGCCCGAUCCCUUUGAAAACAAAAGCGAACCCAUAACCAUUAUGGUAGCCCCAGAAUUUACCCUCCAGUUCAAUUUCUAUCAACAGUCCAUGUGGGCUAAUGUUCGGAGACAAAUCAUGACGCUUAUGUUAAAUCCCUGAACGAAAAUGGUCUGAGGGGACUUACUCUCCAAUUGGAAAGGGGAGAAAGAAAAGCAACUAACUUCCAAGCUUCUGGCUCAAAAGCUUUCUUCAGGAAAUACCUGUGGAGAGCGACAGUUUGGCAAAUACCACACAACACUUAAUUGAAACUUGGAUUUGUGCAAUGCACUAACAUCGGAUCAUUAAAAUAACUUUCAUCGGGUCGAGUUUUAGAAGGCAGCGAGAAAGGAAUUUCGCAACGUGCACAGGGGCCAAAACAAUGUAAAUAUGGUCAUUCUGUUUUCAUAUGUUGUUGUGUCUACUUUAGAUGUCAUAAAAGCUCUACUUGAUGACUUCAGUCGGCAUCCGCAAAGAAUGGAGAGUAGUUUGGAGUUAUUUUAAAAGAUAUAUAUAAAUAUAUAUAUAAUAAAUAUAUAUAUAUUUCCC